UGAUGUAGAUAGAUACUGCUCCCUUCCUCUAUAGUCUCUGCUACUUGUUCUUCUGUUGAAGUGACUACUCACUCAUUCAAAUAUCGAUAUUUGAUCCGAUUCCGAUUGAGAGGCAUGUUUCGAUUUAAUUAACCAAACCAAACCCAACCCCAUAUCAUACCAAUUCCAAUACCAAUAAAUGCUUGCUGGCUAGUACAGUAGUUCCUAAAUUCUAGCCACUUUUUACAAAAUUAAUUUUGUGAUUUUUUCAAUUAUUUCCUCUCUCCAGUUUCUCUCUUCUCUCGCCUCUCUUUUCGGAAAUUUCCACAUAUUCUCAGAUGAAAUGGGCUGCUGCUGACACUUUCAAUAAUGGGCUGCGUUUUUGGAAAACCAUUCGCCGGAAGAAGGGAAGCUCGCCGGAGGCAGGAAAGAGAUGAACCUGGUCGGUCGGUCGCAACGGCGUCGGAAAACGGCAUCGUCGAAACCGACCGUUGUAAGACGAUCGGAGAGGUUGCUGCUGCCCGGCGGAGCGCUUCAUCGACCGUACCGGAGUUUCGUCUGAGAAUGGGCCCCACCACUUCGGCGGAGGGCUGGCCGUCGUGGCUGCUCGAGGUCGCCGGAAGCGUGAUCAAGGACUGGAAGCCCCGGCGGGCUAAUACCUUCGAGAAACUCCAGAAGAUUGGGCAGGGUACUUACAGUAAUGUCUACAAAGCCAAGGAUUUGAUCACGGGGAAGAUAGUGGCCCUGAAGAAAGUGAGGUUUGAUAACUUAGAGCCAGAGACUGUAAGGUUCAUGGCAAGAGAAAUACUUGUCUUGAGACAACUGAAUCAUCCGAAUGUAAUAAAGCUGGAAGGUCUUGUUAUUUCAAGAUUGUCCAGCAGUCUCUACCUUGUUUUCGAGUACAUGGAGCAUGAUCUUUCUGGUCUGGCUGCUGUUUAUGGUGUCAAGUUCACUGAGCCACAGGUCAAAUGCUUUAUGAAACAACUACUUUGCGGACUAGAGCACUGCCACAAUAAUGGUGUUCUACAUCGUGAUAUUAAAUGUUCUAAUUUACUAAUUGAUAAUGAUGGAAUGCUAAAAAUAGCUGAUUUUGGGCUGGCCUCGUUUUUUGAUCCUGAACAUAAAAAACCAAUGACAAGCCGUGUUGUGACUCUCUGGUACCGUCCUCCCGAACUCUUGCUAGGGGCCACCUAUUAUGGUGCCGGUGUUGAUCUAUGGAGUGCUGGCUGUAUCUUGGCUGAAUUGUUUGCAGGGAAGCCUAUACUGAGGGGACGGACAGAGGUUGAGCAACUCCAUAAGAUAUUCAAACUAUGUGGUUCCCCAACCGAGGAGUACUGGAAAAAAUCCAAACUGCCAAAUCCAACUCUUUACAAACCGCAGCAAUCUUAUAAACGGUGCAUUAUGGAGACUUAUAAGGAUUUUCCUUCAUCAUCUCUUGCUCUCAUCGAAACUCUCCUUUCAGUCAAUCCCGAUGAAAGAGGCUCUGCCACUGCGGCAUUGAAUAGUGAAUUUUUCAGGACCGGUCCAGAUGCAUGUGAGCCAUGGAACCUACCUAAGUUUCCACCAAGCAAGGAACUGGAUAUUAAAUUGAAGGAUGAAGAAGCAAGGAGACGAAGCACCAGCGGGAAAAAGAGCAUUACAGAUGCUAAUAGAAGAGCAAGGGCACGUGACAAGGCUGUCCGUGCAAUUCCUGCUCCAGAGGCCAAUGCAGAACUCCAAACAAACUUAGAUAGGCUGAGAAUCAUCUCAGAUGCAAAAGCCAAAAGCAAGAGUGAAAAGUUCCCACCACCCCAUCAGGAUGGGGCUGUUGGGUACCCUUCCAGUGCAUCUCAGAAUGGCCCAGGCCCUGCACACAUUUCGUUUGGUACGUCAUUUACAGCUUCCAUUUUCAACCCCAAGUCAAGAUCUCUGAAAAAUGGUACAUCAACAACUGCAGCACCAUCAAGGAGGAAAGUUGCGAACGAAGAGCCUAAUGGGGCUCCGCAGAGAUUCAUCAAUGCACUAUAUCCUAACUCAGUAGCUUGGUCGAUGGAUUUCAAGUUUAUUAGCCGCAGGAGAGCAGUUCCUUCAUGAUUCGAGCAAAUGAACAAACCUACCAUUUUGCCUGUGGGGUAUAAGAGGCUCUGGCUCAGUUGUAGACAAAUUUUGAGAAUUGGAUGCACUGAUCAAAUGUAUCUUAAGCUCCAUUGUGCAUGUGCAGUAAGAAUUGAGUUGAUUCUGUACAGUUAAAGACAGUCGAAAUUAGAGGCGAACUCAGAGAAACUUGUGUUCAUCUGUCUUAUGUAAAUUUUUUAUUUUAUUUUGCUGGGGCUGGGGAUCUUAUGUUUUGUUAUGUUUUUAUCUUUUUUUGGUUUAGUAAUCUCAGAAUCCGCAAGUGCUAUUUGCCAAGGAUAAUUGUUAUGUUCUUAUCUUAAUAAACAAGAUUAUGGCCCAUGGGAUACCAACUUGUCGAGAACUCACCAUUGAAAUGGAAAUGCAAAGUAAAGGAGAUUAGAUGAGGAAGCAAGAGAACUAGUACAAAUUAUGAUUGUUGUAUACAGAAGGUGUAUACUUGUUGGUACCAUUUCUAUCAGAAUUUUGUACUAGUCACUGUUUGGAUUACCUUAAUCUUUUGUGUAUAUAUUUGUUGUCUCUAUUGGAACUUAUCCGAAAUUAAACCUUAA
Molecule: messenger RNA, 2642 nt
Organism: Andrographis paniculata
Lineage: Eukaryota; Viridiplantae; Streptophyta; Magnoliopsida; Lamiales; Acanthaceae
Product: probable serine/threonine-protein kinase At1g54610
Exons: 7
Coding region: 349-2052 (567 amino acids)
Biological process (GO): positive regulation of transcription elongation by RNA polymerase II; protein phosphorylation
Cellular component (GO): cyclin-dependent protein kinase holoenzyme complex; nucleus
Molecular function (GO): RNA polymerase II CTD heptapeptide repeat kinase activity; cyclin-dependent protein serine/threonine kinase activity; ATP binding
Source: RefSeq, a predicted model, not a curated record